This is a messenger RNA of Colletotrichum spaethianum, 633 nucleotides long. Its product is annotated as putative quinate permease. Gene Ontology annotation, biological process: carbohydrate transport; transmembrane transport. Gene Ontology annotation, molecular function: carbohydrate:proton symporter activity. The transcript has 3 exons. Gene Ontology annotation, cellular component: membrane. Bases 1 to 633 code for a protein of 210 amino acids. Lineage: Eukaryota; Fungi; Ascomycota; Sordariomycetes; Glomerellales; Glomerellaceae. The record is from RefSeq and is a predicted model, not a curated record.
AUGAUUUGGAUGCCUUUUUCACCUCGUUGGCUGAUCCACCACGGCCGCGAAGAAGAAGCUCGAAAAGUUCUUGCAAAUCUUCGCGAUCUGCCUGAGAACCACGAACUAAUCGAGCUCGAGUUCCUUGAGAUCAAGGCUCAGUCCCUGUUCGAAAAGCGCAGUACAGCUGAACACUUUCCUCACCUCCAGGAACAGACUGCUUGGAAUACCUUCAAGUUGCAAUUCGUUGCUAUCAAAGCUCUUUUCCAGACCAAAGCCAUGUUCAAGAGAGUCAUCGUGGCAACGGUCACAAUCGCUUCGAGGUUUUUCCAACAGUGGACUGGAAUUAAUGCUGUACUGUAUUACGCACCUCAAAUCUUUGGACAACUGGGUCUUAAUGAGACAACUACGAGUCUGUUGGCUACUGGUGUAGUCGGCAUUGUUAUGUUUAUUGCUACCAUCCCUGCAGUUCUUUGGAUCGAUCGUGUUGGUCGUAAGCCAGUCCUCGCCAUCGGAGCCAUCGGCAUGGGAACUUGCCAUAUCAUUAUUGCCGUCAUUCUUGCCAAGAAUAUUGACCGUUUCCACGAGCAACCGGCCGCUGGUUGGGCCGCUGUCUGCAUGGUCUGGCUGUUUGUUGUUCACUUCGGAUGUUAG